AUCCGUAGCCAUCGAUCUCUGUGGUGCUUGCCAGAUCUGCGGCUGUGCUGUCUGUGGUAAGAAACACCGGGUGGACGGUGAUUCCUGAAUGAGCUAUGGAGCAGAUCAGCAAUAUCGAGGUGGUUCCGUGCGACAGCUCCCAUUACCUGAGACCGUUUCGGGUGCACUAUAGCCAGAAUGGGACAAAAAAGUACUGGGACUUCAUGCGGACCCAUGACAGCGUGUCAGUGCUGAUCUUCAACACCACAGCCCACUGCUUCAUCCUGGUCAAGCAGUUCCGUCCAGCCGUCUACAUGUGUGAGUGGGAGAGGAACAAGCGGAAGGAGAAAGGCCCCGAGGAGCCGGUGGAUGUCCAUGCAGACCCCCCCCCGGCAUCAGCAGGGGUUACGUACGAGUUGUGUGCGGGGCUGGUGGACAAGCCCCACCUUUCCCUGGAGGAGAUUGCCCGGCAGGAGGUCCUGGAGGAGUGCGGCUAUGAUGUGCCAGCAGAUAAGCUGCGGAGGAUCACCUCCUACAGGUCUGGCGUGGGCGUGACCGGUGCCAAGCAGACCCUUUUCUACGCGGAAGUAUCGGAUGAGAACCGCGUGGGUGAAGGCGGAGGCCAGCCGCAGGAGGGGGAGCUCAUCGAAGUGGUGAAGGUGCCCCAGCACGAGGCCAUGAACUUUGCAUAUGAUGAGAGCAUCCCUAAGAGCAUGGGGGUCAUCUUCUCCUUCAUGUGGUUCCACAACAACAUGUCGCCCAAGUUUAAGAUCUCCACCAGCGUGUAGCCACUCGUCCAUCUUCUCCAUAGUCUUCAUACGUGACUAUUGAUUUUUUAAUUUAUUUUAUCUUCUGAUGAAGCUACUUAUUUUUCCUUUUUACACCCUGAAAGCUGAUAUUAUGCACUGAUUCAUUUUUGCAAGACCUGGGUGCUGUUCAAAAGGUCAGGUUUUGCUUACACUAACUGGUUGUAAUUGAGGGUUUUAUGUCAUUGGUCCAAACCCAGUUGUCUGUGUUGCAAAAUUAUAUCCUCCCUCUGUAACCACUGGCAAGGUAUGGACUUCCUUACCUUCAGGAGAAGCUUGAAUGGCCCAAGAGAGGCAGCGUCGCUUGCAGGAGGAAGUCUGUGCUCAGGACUGAGGGGCUGACACUCUGCUCAGGAGACUCCUUCGAAAUGUCCGUGCUGCGGUUGCAGUGACCAGAAAAGUUCUGAUUCUGAAGCUGACAGCUGCCCAGGGAAUUAAAAUGCACAGGGACAGUCAACCUUAAAAUCUCCUGCUGGAAUCUCAGGUCCAAAACGAUGCUUUUGUGAAAUGGCGCGUCUUUCAGGGACUUGUGAAACACCAGAUUUCUACUCUUUAUAAUGAAGCUUUACACCUCUGAGAGCGGUUACAGUAGGAGAUGCCCCAUAUGAAGGAUAAGGGUCUCGUACGCCACGUCCGGUGUGACCCGGCGACCAUGUGACACCAUUGGUCAUGUGUCAGGGCUGUUUUCCUCACAUAUCUGUGCCAGUUGUCUGUGUUUAGUUUGAGACCAAUGAACUCAGAGGCUUAAACAUGAGUCUAUCCGAUCCUGCGGAAUCAGGGUCCAGGGUGUUUUAAAGGGCACAUUUCAAUUAGCACCUGCUUUGUGCCUGAAUUAUCAGGUGAGGCAAGUAACUGCCUAAUUCAUGGCUUCAAUAAAGCAGUCCAGGGCUGGAUGUGUAUCUCCGCUUGUGGCCAGGGCUGAAUGUAUACCUCUGCUUGAGGCCAGGGCUGGAUGUGUACCUCUGCUUGAGGCCAGGGCUGGAUGUGUACCUCUGCUUGUGGCCAGGGCUGGAUAUGUACCUCUGCUUGAGGCCAGGGCUGGAUGUGUACCUCUGCUUGAGGCCAGGGCUGGAUGUGUACCUCUGCUUGUGGCCAGGGCUGAAUGUAUACCUCUGCUUGAGGCCAGGGCUGGAUGUGUACCUCUGCUUGUGGCCAGGGCUGGAUGUGUACCUCUGCUUGUGGCCAGGGCUGGAUGUGUACCUCUGCUUGUGGCCAGGGCUGGAUGUGUACCUCCGCUUGUGGCCAGGGCUGAAUGUAUACCUCCGCUUGAGGCCAGGGCUGGAUGUGUACAUCCGCUUGAGGCCAGGGCUGGAUGUGUACAUCCGCUUGAGGCCAGGGCUGGAUGUGUACAUCCGCUUGAGGCCAGGGCUGGAUGUGUACAUCCGUUUGAGGCCAGGGCUGGGCUUCCCUCAUUUACAUUAAUGAUCACACUGCUGACACUUUGGAUUUGACAGUUCGUCGGUAGAGCAUGAACAAUGUAACAUUCUCUGUUUUCCUAACAACUUUACACUUACUUUCUUACCUUGUGGCCUGAUGUCACACGUUUAAUUUUUUCCGGAAAGUACUUAUUUCAGCACACGCCCAAAAAUAUACAUUUUUACAUGUGACUUCUCCUUUUUUUUGCUUGUUUGUUUUUUGUCAUCAAUGCUGCUUUUAAUUUUAACCAGGGCAAGAACUUCUCGAUUGCAGAAUUAUUCGCUAGUUUUAGCUGUCCCAUGGUGAGGUGAAAUGCUUCCACUUUUGAGUUUUGAGGAAGAACUGCUUUCAGAACAGAAAGCCAUCAUAAAGGUGUAGGUGAUGGUGGACCGUCCAUAUUAAAGGUAUAAGUGAUGGUGGACUGUCCAUCUUAAAGGUGUAGGUGAUGGUGGACCGUCCAUCUUAAAGGUGUAGGUGAUGGUGGACCGUCCAUCUUAAAGGUGUAGGUGAUGGUGGACCGUCCAUCUUAAAGGUGUAGGUGAUGGUGGACCGUCCAUCUUAAAGGUAUAAGUGAUGGUGGACCGUCCAUCUUAAAGGUGUAGGUGAUGGUCAUUAUCCAGAAAUCACAAUGACAAGUCAUCUGCCACAUGAGACACUUCUGAUGUCAAAUGAAAGCUGCUGUUUUUUCAGUGAGUCAUAGAGAAGACGUCUCCCCACACCCCUUUGUAUUCCCAUAUGGAGCUUUGAAUAUGCUAUUCUAGAUGAUGUCGUGCGGUACUUUUCAUUUUUAAAAUGCAAACCUGAUUUUGUAUGCAGUUACUGUUAUUUUUUAAACAUCACUUUUUCCUGUCGGAUGGCACUUUGCGCACAUAGUGAGACAAAUAAAUAAAUGUGUUCA
Messenger RNA from Brienomyrus brachyistius, 3099 nucleotides. It is a transcript of the gene nudt14, whose product is annotated as nudix (nucleoside diphosphate linked moiety X)-type motif 14. NCBI's taxonomy places the organism in Eukaryota, Metazoa, Chordata, Actinopteri, Osteoglossiformes, Mormyridae. Gene Ontology annotation, molecular function: metal ion binding; UDP-sugar diphosphatase activity. Gene Ontology annotation, biological process: nucleoside phosphate metabolic process; ribose phosphate metabolic process. The record is from RefSeq and is a predicted model, not a curated record. The transcript is spliced from 6 exons. The coding region runs from base 96 to 767 and encodes 223 amino acids.